UCUCUCCAAAUCUUCCAUCAAUACCAACCAUGUCAUAAUUUAAUAUCAAUGAAUAAAAGGCAAUCCCAAUGAAAAUUUGCCCAACUAUUAGAUCAACAAUAAAAGAGCAGAAAACAAUAAAAUACUGAAUUAUUUUGAAACACUUGUAAAUACAUAAAUUACUAUAAAAUAAAAUUGAAAGACAUGUUUAUAAAUAAACACAAAUGUAUCAAGUGAACAUUUAGUUUACAUUUUCAAGGUAGGCCAAAUUUUGAUCUGAAUUGAUGUCAAUUAUUUGGAAUCCACUUUUGAUUUUAAAAUUUUAUUGAAUCUUCCAACCGCCUAAAGGUAAUGUACCAGAAAUGAGUGUAAAAAAAGCUUUCCUUACUUUACCUUUUUGUUAAACAAUACAAAUAUCUUGAGAUGUUGUAUUAACAGCAAAUUGAAAUUGAUUUAUCAGCUAAUUCCUUUUAUUUGUGUUUGACUAAUAAUCUUGUAUUUACUUAAUCAUUUCCUUGAGAAUCAUCGUAACAUCAUUAAGAUAAAUACUGUAGUUACAGUGGAAACGAGGAAAGGCAAAAAGCAAGUUCAUGGUUUGGAAAGCAAGAAAAGCUGAAAGGAAGGUUAAAAAAAAGGUGAUUUGUAUUGAUCAUGUUUUACUUGAUUCAAUUUUUGUCCUGAAAGAAACAAAAAUACUGUGAACAAAACCACCACAACAAGAUAUAAAAACAUGCAUUCUAACCUAACUAACCUUACCUUUUCGGUUCCCUUAACACUCCAAAUUGGCCCACCCUAACAAGUACAUGAAAACUGUUAUAUUGAACCAUUGUAACCGCCUUAAUGUAUUUAUGAUAGUCCAAUGGAAACCAGUUCUGUAGUUGAUUGUAACCACCUUCAAUUUAAUAGUAACCAAUGAACGUAUUAAAGGAUAGACUCUUCAUGUUAAACGAAUCUCAUUAUUUACAUUUUAACCUUUUUUUGUUCAUUGUUGAUCAACACAACAACUUAACAGUUAAUAGUAAAUGAAAUAACACAAUUCACAAUAAGAUCAUCAAACGUGAAACAAUCAACACCAACACAGCAACACAAAAAAUAACAACAAAAACAACAACAAUAGUAACAACAAGCAAGCAAAAGUAAUACACCAAAAGUGACAACAAAACAUCAACAAUUAACGAUUACCGAUUAAUCGAAAUUGAAGUUUUUCCUUUUCUGUGAAAUGUUAAAUUGUGAUUAAGUUAAAUGCUUUCCUUUUUACUCCAAUCAUUUGGUUAAUAUUUUUGGUUGAUAUAAAAAUUGGUUGAAAAAUUUGGCUUCAAAUUUUAACCUCUUCAAGACACCAUUUGGAUUAAGUGUUUUUUACAGUGAUUAUUGAUUAUUUAAUGAACAUCCAACAGAGUAAUGCUGCUGUUGUGGUUCCUGUUGUUACUCUUGUUGUUUACCUUACUCCAAUGAACUCCAUUGAGUACAAUUAAUGAUUAACGUUAAGUUAUUAGUUACAAUUAAACCAGCAACAAUUACAGACGCCAAGUUAUUCAGUUUUAAUCUGUCUCAUCUUUCAAAUGACUCAAUUCAUAAUUGUGAAAUGUUUCUGUGCAAUAUUGUUGAUUAAUACAAUGACCGUAUCGGCCUGUGGUCCAGGUCGUAGUGGAGGCCGUCGCAGGAUACCUCGUAAGACAACUCCACUAGUCUUGGAGCAACACAUUCCCAAUGUAUCGGAAAACACUUUAAGUGCCUCUGGACCCAGUGAGGGUAAAAUCAAUGAAACUGAUUCCCGUUUCACCAAAUUAGUGCCCAAUUACAAUCCGGAUAUUGUCUUCAAAGACGAGGAAGGAACCGGUAUCGAUAGGAUUAUGACCACGCGAUUGAAAGAAAAGCUGGACAUUUUAGCAAGUUUGGUACAAAACCAUUGGCCUGGAAUCAAAUUACGUGUAAUUGAAGCUUGGGACGAUGGAAGUCAAUUUAAUCCCGAUUCCUUACACUAUGAAGGACGAGCGGCUGACAUAACAACAAGUGAUAAAGACAACAGUAAAUACGGAGUUUUGGCUCGACUUGCAGUAAUAGCUGGCUUUGAUUGGGUCCUUUACGAGUCUCGAUAUCAUGUUCAUGUUUCCGUUAAAUCAGAUAAAGCAGCUUUAUCCCGGUCAGAAGGUUGCUUUACAGGUGACAGUUUGGUCUACACUCGAACUGGUCCAGUUGCUCUGUCCAAAGUUAAUGUUGGACAAGAGAUUCUUUCCCUCGAUUCCAAUGGGCAAUUUACUUACAGUGAGAUAUUACUUUUUCUUGACCGUCAUCCAAAUAUUGAAACACUUUACGUUAAUCUGAUCACUGAAACCGGUAAAGUGAUUACUUUAACUCAAUCCCAUCUUAUCUUUGCCUAUCAUCCAAUUACAAAUGUAACUACCUCAUCAUGUUCAUCACCUUUAACCUCAUCAAACUCAUCAUCAACAUUAACCUCAUUUGUACAAAAUUCAAGUCACUCAAUACCACCGAACCCUUCACCCUCUACUUGGACAUUAUCCUCUUCAACUGAUCCAAGUGACCAAUGGACGGCUAUCUUUGCUUCAUCCAUUCAACCCGGGAUGUUCAUUUCAACUUUACCAAUCAGUUUGUCUAGCAAUCAACCAUUUAGUUUACAUGAGGUUCAGUUGAAAGCCGAAAAGGUUGUUAAAGUAACUCAAAGUUUAAGGAAAGGCGCUUAUGCACCUUUAACCCGAACUGGCAAUCUAAUUGUUAAUCAAAUUGUUGCUUCAUGUUAUGCAGUUGUCAAUGAUCAUGCUUUGGCUCAUCUUUCCUUCUUACCUGUCAGACUUUAUCACAAUUUAAUAGAAUCUUUAAAUUAUAUUAAAAAUUGGUUAACAAAUUCAUCUUCAUCUUCCCUAGCCACACAAAGGUUCAUGCAGUCAUCAAAGUCAUCUAUAACAUUAUCACAGCCAAAAUUAGAGACCAAUCAAGAUGAUAGAUUAUCAUUGAAUAAUCAAAUCAAUGGUACCAAGUAUAAUGAAAUUAAUGUCAACUCUAAUAACUUAAAUAAUGGCAUUCAUUGGUACCCUAAAUUACUCUAUACACUUGCCAAAUAUGUAAUUAGUAAUGAUUAUAUGUAUUCCUAGGAUUAUUAAUUAAAUCAAUUUCAAUUUUUCUAUUCUAAA
Molecule: messenger RNA, 3128 nt
Organism: Tetranychus urticae (two-spotted spider mite)
Lineage: Eukaryota; Metazoa; Arthropoda; Arachnida; Trombidiformes; Tetranychidae
Gene: hh
Product: hedgehog signaling protein
Biological process (GO): cell-cell signaling; regulation of gene expression; smoothened signaling pathway
Molecular function (GO): calcium ion binding; patched binding
Source: RefSeq, a predicted model, not a curated record